AUGACCCCCGGCUUUGGAGUCCGUCUGCAGACGCUCGAGGAUGCUGUUGUUACCAUUCGAGCUGACCUCACAGCCCACAGAGCUGAGUUUGCUGCCUUCCACACGGAUCCUAGUCCGACUAAUGCUUUGUUUGCUAUGUGGUGUCCUCCUCCAACGGGUAUUGUUAAGUGUAAUUUUGAUGCUUCUUUUUGUCAGCAGUCUUUGCAAGGGGGUGGAAGAGCUAUUUUUCAGGAUUUUCGGGGAGAAGUUCUUCAUGCGGUUAUUUUUUGUCCAUUUCAUGCUGCUUCACCUUUGGAGGCGGAAGCGUUGGUGUGUCAGCGUGCUAUUCUUUGUGCUUUCCAAUUGGGGUUUUCUUGUUUAUGGUUUGAAUCGGAUGCCAAAGUUGUGGUGAAUGGCGUGUUAAGUGGAGUGCAUUGUCCAUCGGAAAUUGCUUCUUUAUGUUAUGAUAUACAACUGGACUUGCGGAGGUUUUCAUCAGCUACUUUGACUCAUGUUCGUCGCAGCAGUAAUAUGGUGGCUCAUGCUUUGGUUGCACUUUCGAAGCUUGGGCUUGAGUCAAAUCAAAUGUUGACGUCUUUACCACCUUCUGUAAUCCCUUUUGUGGUGGCGGAUGUUAGGUCUUAG
Molecule: messenger RNA, 624 nt
Organism: Cornus florida
Lineage: Eukaryota; Viridiplantae; Streptophyta; Magnoliopsida; Cornales; Cornaceae
Exons: 2
Coding region: 1-624 (207 amino acids)
Molecular function (GO): RNA-DNA hybrid ribonuclease activity; nucleic acid binding
Source: RefSeq, a predicted model, not a curated record